Molecule: messenger RNA, 4942 nt
Organism: Diabrotica virgifera virgifera (western corn rootworm)
Lineage: Eukaryota; Metazoa; Arthropoda; Insecta; Coleoptera; Chrysomelidae
Product: zinc finger protein 271-like
Exons: 2
Coding region: 494-2341 (615 amino acids)
Source: RefSeq, a predicted model, not a curated record
ACUGCAUUGCUGUCGGGUUUGUUUACAACAGAAUAUUUUUGUCUUUUUAGUUUAAUUGAAAUCUAAAAACUUCAAAAAGCUUUUAGUAAUUUUAAGAACUAAAUUACCUACAAAUUUGAAUUUGAUUAAAUUUUUUAUUUUGUUGUUUGUAACCUAACCAAGUAACUCGAUCGAAGCUCAAAGGUUUAACUACACUAGAAGGUUCCAGCUGCACUACACCCAAAAUUUUCGUUUACCACUGACCAGUGUAGUAGUGUAGUCUACAGUAGAAAACAAAGGAACAAACCUACUGUUCUUACUUGGCCCCAGUUGACCAAAUGUGUACUGGGCUGGGGCCAUGCCAUGAGUAGAGUAGAUAUAAGUGAAGUGGAUGUGAUAAGUUAUGGCACAUGGUAAUGGUAAAAGACAAAACACAAAGACAGUGGUUCUAAGUAUAAACUGAUUUUUUUGUGUAAACUUACAAUUGAAUUUUGUAAAUAAACUGCAAUUUAAUAUGGAAAUGAAGCAAGAGGCUAGUGAAACAACUUAUAAAAUAGAUGAAGAUAUGGAGGCAUGUGACUGUCCUUUAAAUGUCCUCAAAAUUGAAAUAAAAAAAGAACCUAAUAGAGAAAGUGUAUAUGAAGCAUAUGAUUGUUUAGAGUCAAAUGUGUCCUCUGUAAAGACUGAACUAGAACAAGAUGAAUAUAAAUUUACACUAUUUGAACAUAAGCAAACAACUGAAGAAGGUUAUCUCCAAGAGGAAAACGAAAUGGAAAUUAAUGAGACAGUAAUUGAAUAUUCAUGUUCUGAAGGAAAUUGUAUGAGUGGACACGCUGAAGGAAAAACAUUAAAUAAAAAUGUGAAAGUGGUGACUGGACAAAGACUUUACAAGUGUGAAAUUUGUUUUAAGCAGUUUGGUCAUUUAAAAACACCUAUAAGGGUGCACACCGGUGAAAAACCUUACAUGUGUGAAAUUUGUUUUAAUCAAUUUGCUACUACAAGAAUGCACACUGGAGAAAAUCCUCAUAAGUGUGAAAUUUGUUUUAAACAGUUUACUACUAGAAGUCAGUUGAAAAUGCAUUCGAGAACGCAUACUAGAGAAAAACCUUAUAAGUGUGACAUUUGUUUAAAGCAGUUUAGUGAAGCGGGUAAUUUAAAAAAACAUUUGAGAGUGCACACUGGGGAAAAACCUUACAAGUGUGAAAUUUGUUUUAAGCAAUUUGCCACUACAGGUCAGUUAAUAAUACACUUAAGAAUGCACACUGGAGAAAAACCUCACAAGUGUGAAAUUUGUUUUAAACAGUUUACUACUAGAAAUCAGUUGAAAAUGCAUUCGAGAACGCAUACUAGAGAAACACCUUAUAAGUGUGAAAUUUGUUUAAAGCAGUUUAGUCAAGCAGGUAAUUUAAAAAAACAUUUGAGAGUGCACACUGGAGAAAAACCUCACAAGUGUGAAACUUGUUUAAAGCAGUUUAGUACUAAACAUAAUUUGAAAAUGCAUUUGAGAGUGCACACUGGGGAAAAAACUUGCAAGUGCGAAAUUUGUUUUAAGCAGUUUGCCACUACAGGUCAGUUAAUAAUACACUUAAGAAUGCACACUGGAGAAAAACCUCACAAGUGUGAAAUUUGUUUUAAACAGUUUCCUACUAGAAGUCAGUUGAAAAUACAUUCGAGAACGCAUACUAAAGAAAAACCUUAUAAGUGUGAAAUUUGUUUAAAACAAUUUAGUGUAGCAGAUAGUUUAAAAACACAUUUGAGAGUGCACACUGGGGAAAAACCAUACAAGUGCGAAAUUUGUUUUAAGCAGUUUGCCACUACAGGUCAGUUAAUAAUACACUUAAGAAUGCACACCGGAGAAAAACCUCACAAGUGCGAAAUUUGUUUUAAACAAUUUACUACUGGAAGUCAGUUAAAAGUACAUUCGAGAACGCAUACUAGAGAAAAUCCUAUCCUAGAAGCGGGUAAUUUAAAAAAACAUUUGAGACUGCACACUGGAGAAAAACCUCACAAGUGUGAAAUUUGUUUAAAGCAGUUUAGUGAAAAAGGUACUUUGAAAACACAUAUGAGACUUCACACUGGAGAAAAACCAUACAUGUGUGAAAUUUGUUUAAAACAUUUUGUUAUGAAAGCUCAUUUGAAAAGACAUUUACAAACACACACUGGAGAAAAACCUCACAAGUGUGAAGUUUGUUUGAAGCAUUUUAGUGAAGCAAGUGGUUUGAAAACACAUUUGAGAGUGCACACUGGAGAUAGACCGUACAAGUGUAAAAUUUGUUUUAAACAGUUUAGUCAAGCUUCUAAUUUCAAAACACAUUUGAGAGUACACACUGGGAGCAAGACUUUAGUUGCGCAAGUAGUUUGAAAACACAUUUAAGCACGCACAGAUUAGAAAAACUAUACAAGUGUGAAAUUUAUUGUGUAGUGAAAUAGUGAAGUGGUACUUUGGAACUCUGAGAGUUGGUCUGUGCCCAUUGAACUUGCAAGUACCUAGCAUUUUCGAGCGGGGAAGCAUGCCCUUUGAGCAUGUAUUCUAUUAUAUCUAACAACAUCGACUUGUAGUCACCAUAUUCUAUUAAAAUAUAAUAUGUAAACCAUAUAUUAUGGGGUUACCACUUUAAAUAGUGUGCUAGUUUCAAACUACUCAGCAGAAUGCAAUGAAGAUGUUCUGAAUUAGAACGAAAACGUUUUGCAAUCCAUUUGGAUGACAUUUUAGAUAGUUUUUUAAUAAACGAUUUUAUACCAGAAUAUAAUUUGAAGUUUUUACUUCUGUAUGAGUUUUUUAAAUCAAAUAUUAUUUCUAUUCAAGAAGGAAAUAUUCAAUCAUAUUAGACUGUACACCAGAUGCCAGUAAAACAAAACAAUUAUGACAAUAAUAUUAAUAUAAUACAAUGAUAAUACCUACGCUUUGUUUCUUACACCGAUGGUAUUAUGAAGAUCAACGAAAAUUUCUUAUGAUUUAUCGAAAUUGAUGAUUCAAGGGGCCGCGGUUUAUAUAAAAAAAAUAACAUAAAUAUUAGAGAAAUAGAAUAUUUCCAUUGACUAUAUGCGUGAUGUGGUCAAAGAUAUGACAUCGGAACGAAUAUGAAAGGGAAAAUGGGCCUGCAAAAUUUAAUUUAACAAAAAAUCAUCGGGUUUUUUUGUUCCAUGUACACAUUAAAUUUAACAAUAAUUGACGCUGCAAAAGUAUUUAUGGUGAUCUUAGAGCAUUGAAGUAAUUAGGAGAAAUUUAUUAUGCUUUUUUAUAAAUUUUAAACAAUAAUUUUAAUGUUAUGCCUUAAAAUUAAUGCAUGAAGCAAAAAUGUUAUGCCUUAAAAUUAAAGAUUUUUAAUUUAUUUGCAGUUUAAUAAUUUGGUGCGAUUCAGUGGCGUACCUAGAAUUUCCCUCUGGGGGGGGGUUGACUUGGGCACCGAAAUAUUGUUUGUGAAAGACAAGUUACAUUUUCCUACUAUUCAUUAACCUAUAUACAGGGUGUCCCGAAAAGAUUGGUCAUAAAUUAUACCACACAUGCUGAGGUCAAAAAUAGUUCGAUUGAACCUAACUUACUUUAGUACGAAUGUGCUCAUAAAAAAAGUUACAGCCCUUUGAAGUUACAAAAUGAAAAUCGAUUUUUUUCAAUAUAUCGAAAACGAUUUAUCGAUUUAUCAUUCUUAUGGCAGGAACAUCUUAAAACAAAAUUAUAGUAAAAUUUGUCCACUCUAUAAAAAUUUAAUGGGGGUUUUGUUCCCUUAAACCCCCCAAACUUUUGUGUACGUUCCAAUUAAUUCAUUAUUGUGGUACCAUUAGUUAAACACAACGUUUUUAAAACUUUUUUGCCUCUUAGUAUUUUUUCGAUAAGCCAGUUUUUAUCGAGCUGCACCUUUUUUAAUAUGUUUACAUAAAAAUUUUAUGGGGUUGUGUUCCUUUAAACCCCCCAUAUGUUUGUGUACGUUCCAAUUAAACUAUUAUUGCGGUACCAUUAGUUAAACAGUGUUUUUAAAACUUUUUGCCUCUUCUUCUUUUUUUGAUGUCACCUUUUAACGAGAUGUGGCUUUUUCAAAAUAUACCUAAAAAUAUAAAUUAUAAAUAAAUUUUCAGAUUAUUAACAUGUUUCUAUAAUCGUACUUAACCAUAUACAAAUAUGUGGUGGAUUCCACAAAUACUCAAAAUAUCUCGAUAAACACUGGCUUAUCGAAAAAGUACUAAGAGGCAAAAAAGUUUUUAAAACAUUGUGUUUAAUUAAUGGUGCCACAAUAAUAAUUUAAUUGGAACGUACACAAAAGUUUGGGGGGAUUUAAGGGAACAAAACCCCCAUAAAAUUUUUAUGGGGUGCACAAAUUUCACUUUAAUUUUUUUUUUAAGAUGUUGCUGCCAUAAGAAUGCCACAUGUCCAUUUUCAAUAAAAAAUCUCUAAGAGUUUUCGAUAUAUGAAAAUAAAACGAUUUUCAUUUUGUAACUUCAAAGGGCUGUAAUUUUUUUUGUGUACACUAUUGUAUAUAGGUAAGUCAGGUUCAAUCAACCUAUUUUUGACCCCAGAAUCUGUGGUAUAAAUUAUGACCAAUCUUUUCGGGACACCCUGUAUAUUUCUAUAUGCUCUGGGAGGGGUUUUAACCUCCAAACCCACCCCCCUCCCCACUAGGUGCGCCACUGGAGUGAUUUACACAAUGGAAUUAAUCCAGUUAAGUAAAGCUAUUCAAGAGAAAAAUAUAAGUAUUUCGUUACUGAAUGUUCACACGUUACAAAUUAUAACGAAAUGAAAUUUUAUGUCUGAUUUUUACUGAAUUGUUAAUAUUUUUUAUAAUAAAUUAACGCAUUUUUAGUACUUAACAAUCUUAAUUGUUUUCUUUAAAAAAUUUGUUUAAUGAUUUCAGUGGUUUUCAAGAUGUGUUAAAUAUAAUACAGAAUUAAUUCAUUAUUUAUAUUUUAAUUAUUAUAUUGUAAAACUAAAACUACUGGUUUGUGAUGAAUAAAGGAAAAUUAUUUUGUU